GUAUUAUUUACCCAAGAAGUACUACAGCAUGAUCAUUUGUUGGCACCCAGGGUAUGGUUUGGAUCACUAGGGCUUAAGCAGAGAGAGAGAGAGAGAGGAUCCAUUUUCAAUGGCUUCUUCCAUCUCAAGAAGACUCUGCCGCUCUCUCUUCUCAAACCCCACUUUCAAACUCUCUACUCCUCAGCAAUCCACGCGCUUCUUCUGCUCAGCCCUCUCAUCCCCUGAAAACUCCGACUCCGACAAUUCCACCGUCGAACCACCAGACCCGACUCCCGACUACGACUCCCACACCUCUCCUUCGGACUCCUCCCAACAGCAAGCCUUCUACGACCGCCCUCUCGAAAACGGCUUAGACCCCGGCAUUUACAAGGCAAUAUUGGUAGGCCAGGUGGGGCAGAUACCGAUACAGAAGAGGCUGAGGAGUGGAAGGACAGUGACGUUGUUGUCGGUGGGGACCGGUGGGAUAAGGAACAACCGCAGGCCAUUGGACAAUGAGGAGCCGAGGGACUAUGCGAACCGGUGUGCAGUUCAGUGGCACAGAGUCGCUGUUUACCCCGAGAGAUUAGGGGCCACUGCUAUGAAACAUGUUGUUCCUGGUUCGAUUUUGUAUUUGGAGGGAAACUUGGAGACUAAAAUCUUCACUGAUCAAGUCACUGGUCUCGUACGACGUAUAAGAGAGAUAGCCAUCCGUCGAAAUGGCAGGCUGGUGUUUAUAGGCAAGGGUGGUGAUGAUGCUGAGCAACCAACACCGACGAAUUUGAGAGGAGUUGGCUAUUACUGAAAGCAUCAGAUUUGGAACUAAGAGCAGCUGAUAAAUUCUCCAAUAGGAGGACUUCCUUUGACAUUGUUAUCAUGUCCUCUUAUUGCCCUGUAAUGGUCAGUUCGAAUGGUGGCAGAAAUGUUGCCUCGCCCAAACAAAGGGGUAAAUCCUUUGUGUAUGCACUAUUCUUAUUUGGUCUUGUGGUUUUUGUGUAUCUUGUUACAGAGACCGGCAACAAAGCAGAUUCAUUUCCGGUAAUUACAAUGGUUUUCCAGUUAA
Rhododendron vialii is the source of this 1039-nucleotide messenger RNA. Its product is annotated as single-stranded DNA-binding protein, mitochondrial. The transcript has 4 exons. Lineage: Eukaryota; Viridiplantae; Streptophyta; Magnoliopsida; Ericales; Ericaceae. The record is from RefSeq and is a predicted model, not a curated record. Gene Ontology annotation, molecular function: single-stranded DNA binding. The coding region runs from base 110 to 781 and encodes 223 amino acids. Gene Ontology annotation, cellular component: mitochondrial nucleoid. Gene Ontology annotation, biological process: mitochondrial DNA replication; positive regulation of helicase activity.